Rotaria sp. Silwood2 is the source of this 253-nucleotide messenger RNA. NCBI's taxonomy places the organism in Eukaryota, Metazoa, Rotifera, Eurotatoria, Philodinida, Philodinidae. The record is from the annotation of a GenBank genome assembly.
AUGGGAAUAUUAAAAGGAAAAGAUAUUGCAUUAGAACAUAUGGAAAAAUCAAAAAUUGCUUUUGUAGCAACAUUAUCUGAAGUUGAAAAAGGACCAUCAACACAUUCAAUGCCACCAAAAGAUCAUUUUACAUUAAAAUUUGAUCGAGAUUCAAUUAGAAAUUUAAAAGGACGUGUUUAUGAAAAUAUGAAACAUUAUAUAUAUGAACAAAUAGGUGAAAGCAUUCCCGUAUUUAUUAAUAAUAAAGAAGUUG